AUGGAAUAUAAAACCACUCCUCCACAAUCAAAACCUUUAGCACUUCGGGUUGAACUCUCAAAUAGUCUUCGUUCUAAGAUUAGAGGGCUUCAUAAAAUAGCACUCUGGCCAUUUAGAAAAAUUGCAUCGGAGCUUGAAGUACCUCUUUCCACCGUAUUCAGUAUCUGCCAGCAGCCCUCUACUCCUCACUGGCUCAGGAUGGGCAGACCCCCUAUUAUCACCCCGACGAUUAGAAAAUUCUUAGUGGAACAUGCCACUGCCUCUCAACAGAAUCGAUGCAAAACCCUCCUGGAAAUUGCAGAAGAUCUUGGUGUUUCCGUCAAUGAACGAACCCUCAGAAAAGCUUUUGCCGAUGAAGGUUAUCACUGCCGAGUAGCCCACGUCAAACCCUUUCUCUCCAUUACUGCAAAGGUCCAACGCUUAGCAUGGGCAGAUAAUAUUCAUGACUGGAGUAUUGAAGAUUUCCAAAAG
This is a messenger RNA of Morchella sextelata, 471 nucleotides long. RefSeq lists its product as uncharacterized. The transcript has a single exon. Gene Ontology annotation, biological process: DNA transposition; DNA integration. The record is from RefSeq and is a predicted model, not a curated record. NCBI's taxonomy places the organism in Eukaryota, Fungi, Ascomycota, Pezizomycetes, Pezizales, Morchellaceae. Gene Ontology annotation, molecular function: DNA binding. The annotation marks the transcript as partial.